GAAACACCAGCUGGUCAGUGUUUCCUCACGGACGUUUUUCUGAACUGCACCUGCGUUUCAUGUGUUGUGUUCUCUUAAUACCAUACACCCACCCAUGGUUGUGUUGUGGGAUGUUGGAAGAACUCUUCGUUUCUUCUGGACAUUUGUUAACAUAACUGUUUACUUGACAGACAGAUAACCUCCUUUCUAAAAUGUCCGGUGAUAGCAACCUGUCCUCGGCGGAGGUAGUUCUGGGUUUCCUGGAGGAGGCGGAGCCCUGGCGGCUUCUGUCCCCGCAGUUCCCCAGUAAAGUCGGGGGGAAACCGGCGUGGCUCAGCCAGACAGGCCUGCCCUCACCGGCCGCGCUGGAGUGUGAGAUAUGCCGCCUGCCUAUGGCCUUCCUGCUGCAGGUUUACGCACCAAUUUCUGGUCAGGACAGAAGUUUCCACAGAACGCUCUUCCUGUUCUGCUGCAAAACUCAUGAGUGCUACAUGUGCAACGACAGCCGCUGUUUGAAAGUUCUCCGAUGCCAGCUACCGAGGAGGAAUGAGUUCUACCCCUACGACCCUCCACCAGAGGAUGAACCCCCCAGCGAUCCUGAACCGGACCAGAGUGUGUUGUCCGUCUCUGGAGUUAAACUAUGCUGGGUGUGCGGUUGCCCCGGCAACAAAGCCUGCUCCCGCUGUCACACCGUAACGUACUGCGGAAAACACCACCAGACCCUCCACUGGAAACACACACACAAGAGGGAGUGUUGCAACCAAGAAGCGUCCAUUGUUACAACCUCGACCUUCCUCUUCCCUGAGUCUGAGCUGGUCACUGAACCUGAGGAAGAAGAAGACAAGAAGGAGGGAGACACAAAGGAGGCUGAAGAAGAAGAAGAGGAAGCGAGUGUUGAUUGUCCCUCCUUAGCAGAAACCCUGGCAGAGACAGACCUGGAGGAGAUGGCUAUGCAUGAGACCGAAGACAACAAAGUGUUCCAGCGGUUUAAAAAGAGGAUCGCACCAGAACCACACCAGGUGGUGCGUUACAGUCGAGAGGGCUGCCCCUUGUGGGUCUCUUCUCAGCACAUCCCUUCAGAUCAAGAUAUCCCAGCAUGCACCUGUGGUGCCAAGAGGACUUUUGAGUUUCAGGUGAUGCCACAGCUGUUAAACAGUCUGUGUGUGGACUCGAUAGGAGCCAGCAUCGACUGGGGGACGCUGGCUGUCUACACGUGCUCUGCCAGCUGUAACCAUGACGACCAGUAUUGCCCCGAGUUCAUUUGGAAACAGGACUUCAGCUCAGAUCGACACACAGAUUAAAUCUACAUAAUAUAUGUCACGCUGAUGCACAUGAAAGCUCAGACUCAGCAGUGAGGAAACUGGUUUUCACUCUGACCUGAGUAAUCACAGCUGCAUUGGUGUCACUCCUUAUUUAGUGCUCUUGUAACUGAUUAUACACACAGAUCUAUUUAAAAAUCAGCUGACAGAGAGAUCACACUUAUCUUUCCUACACUAUCAAGGACAAUGAAGAUGUUUUUGGAGGGUGGAUAUUCAUGGCCUGGAUUAAUUAAAUUCAGAUAGUCAAACGGGAA
Messenger RNA from Sander lucioperca (pikeperch), 1552 nucleotides. It is a transcript of the gene pdcd2, whose product is annotated as programmed cell death 2. The coding region runs from base 192 to 1280 and encodes 362 amino acids. NCBI's taxonomy places the organism in Eukaryota, Metazoa, Chordata, Actinopteri, Perciformes, Percidae. The record is from RefSeq and is a predicted model, not a curated record. The transcript is spliced from 8 exons. Gene Ontology annotation, cellular component: cytoplasm; nucleus.